Messenger RNA from Cryptomeria japonica (Japanese cedar), 3821 nucleotides. Its product is annotated as receptor-like protein EIX2. The coding region runs from base 300 to 3734 and encodes 1144 amino acids. The record is from RefSeq and is a predicted model, not a curated record. Gene Ontology annotation, molecular function: protein binding. The transcript has a single exon. Lineage: Eukaryota; Viridiplantae; Streptophyta; Pinopsida; Cupressales; Cupressaceae.
UACUGUUUCGGAUUAAAUAAUUCAGCUGGUCACGAUCAUAGCCGUGCCAAUAUUUUUUCACUAGUUAAAAGAAGUCGUGGUCAUUGGCAUCUUGCAACGAAGUUCCUCUCCUCUUUUAUCAUUUUUAUAUUCUGAUAGGAUUUUCGGGCUCUGUAGGUGGACAAGAUCACAACACUAGUUGUUGGUUGCUUCACAUUGUUCUGCUAAUAAUGGUCUCUCCGGAUAUUUCUUGAAGGGGAUGUUGAUUACAGGCGUUUCAAAGGACAGGCGUUUCAAAGGGCAAAAUUGAACAGAACUCAAUGAAAUUCUCACAGACAUUGUUGUGGACCUUGGUGGGAUUUGUGUUGUUGCUGCAGAUUUGUUGGGUAUCUUGCUGUAAAGAAAAGGAGAAAAUUUCCCUCUUGGAUUUCAAGCGAGGUCUUCACGACCCGUCCGGUCGACUGAAGACAUGGAAUAAUUCCACCGACUGUUGCCAGUGGAAUGGAAUCAAAUGUGAUGAUAUAACAAAGCACGUCAUUUGGUUGGAUCUCCACAAUCCUCGUGGCUACAAUCCACCAGGGGCUUUGCAAAAUUCAACCGAUGCUGGUUAUUCCAAGAUGUAUCUCACCUCAUUUUCUGUUGCGAGUAAUAAAGAUAAAGAAGACGUUCUUUCCCCAUUGUUUAAUCUAACAAUGUUAGAACGCUUGGAUCUGAGCUACAACGCCUUCAGUGGUGUUGGUGUGCCUCAGCAACUUGACACGCUUAAAAAUUUGCAGUAUUUGAACUUGUCAAAUGCUGGAUUUGUGGGAAUGAUACCGAGGAAGUUGGGCAACAUGUCCGCCUUGCGCUCCUUGGAUCUUUCCACUAAUUCCUACAUUUCCUAUUCCUCCAUCACAAUUGAAGACAUGCAGAUGUGGAUAGGAAACAUGAGGGAUUUAGAGGAGCUACUGCUGGACGGGGUGAAUAUGAUGCAAGUGGCAAGUGAUGAAUGGGACAAAGCUAUCUCCACCAUGCACGGUCUCAGGCGUCUUCAAAUGUCCAAUUGUAAGCUGUCUGGACCAAUUCCCCCUUCCCUUGCAAAUCUUACCCGUCUAACCCACCUCCAUCUUGAUGGUAAUUCCUUCUUCUCGUCUAUACCUUCUCACUUUCAGAAUCUUUCCAAUCUUGUUUCUCUAAAGCUUAGCAAGUGUAAACUCAAUGGCUCCAUCCCCUCUGAUCUGUUGAGCCUACCAAAUCUGCAAGAAGUUGACUUGUCUACAAAUCCGGACUUGGGAGGGAACCUUUCAAGCAUUCUGCCGCGACACUCUGCCUCGCUUAACAGCCUUGUUCUUUCUACAACCAGUGUAGAAGGAGCUAUUCCAGAUUCAAUUGCCAAUAUCUCUUCGUUAACUCUCUUGGAUCUCUCGGACUGCAUUGUCCAAGGUCAGCUUCCUCCCACCAUUGCUAAUCUUACAGGACUUGUAAUGUUGGACAUCUCAAGGAACCAAUUAAGAGGGAGUAUACCGUCGUUUGAGGCUAAGCCUCAUUUAGGAAUUUCAUUUCCUUUAACCCAUAUCGAUCUUUCAUACAAUCAGUUGGAUAGCUACAUUCCCUCCAUGUUGUUCGGUGCAUUUAGGAAGCUCCGCUAUGUUGACUUGAGUCAGAACCGAUUGACCGGUGCCAUUCCAUCCCCUGAUAUGAAUCUUACCUCCCUCACACACCUUGAUCUGAGCUACAAUGAACUGCACGGUACAAUUUCCUCCUUGGCCAACAUAAAGUCCCUUGUUCUGCUUGAUCUGAGUAAUAACAACUUGAGUGGCAAAAUCCCGCCUUCAGUAGGUCAACUCCUUUCCAUUGAGACGCUUGAUCUAAGCAACAACGUGUUAACAGAUGCCAUACCUCACAACAUUUCAAAUCUAUCUCAACUGAAGGUUCUUUCCCUAUCUUCCAAUCGGUUAAGCGGAAACCUUUCAGAGUACCACCUUCACAAUCUAUCCAGUCUGGUAUAUCUGGACAUUUCGAACAAUGUGUUGACUGUGAAACUCAGUCCGACUUGGAUUCCCCAUAACUCGUUUAGAACAUUGAAAUUAAGUUCAUGUAACAUGGAGGGUCAGUUGCCGGCCUUCUUAACAACUCAAUACGACAUUUCCGAUUUGGAUUUGUCCGAAAACAGAUUAUGGGGCAAUAUUCCUGCGUGGAUAUGGGAGUCUCUUCCUCUUAUACAACUCAAUCUGUCUCACAACUUCUUUUCAGGUGCUUUACCUUCUAAGGUACUAGAGCCCAAAACUUUGAAGGUUCUGGACUUGCAUCACAACAACUUUCAUGAUCGGCUUCCGCUUCCUCCUCCUUCAGUGGUUGUGUUGGACCUGUCAGAAAAUCAAUUUUGUGCCUCCAUUCCACCUGAAAUUGGCCAGUAUAAAUUCAGCUACUUGUCUCUGUCUCACAACAAUCUCAAUGGUAGCAUUCCACCUACAAUAUGUGAAGGGUUGUAUAUGCAGAUUCUGGAUUUGUCAAAUAAUGGACUCACGGGUAAGAUUCCUGUAGGUUUUAUAAACUGCAGUUAUCUUGAGGUAUUGAAUUUGAAUGGAAAUUUUUUAGAAGGUGAGUUGCCAGCGCAAUUAGGAAACAUGAUUUCGCUUCGAACACUGAAAAUCAGAGGAAAUCGACUGAAUGGGACUCUACCAAUACUUGAAAAUUGUAAACAGUUGCAGAUAUUGGAUUUGGGGGAGAACAGACUGACAGGGAAUAUUUCUGCAGAUUGGGUUCUAGAGCUUCCUAAUCUUAAGAUUUUGAUCUUAAGAUCAAACAGAUUUGAAGGACCUGUACCUGCUGAUGUAAGCAAAAUACCGUAUCUUCAAAUAUUAGACCUUUCAAGGAACAGAUUUUCAGGAGUAAUUCCCGAAAGCAUUUCAGAGAUGAAGGGAAUGGCAAAGGAAUCAGAAAAUAUAGAAGCCUUUGAGUAUGGAUCAAUAAAUCGUACAACCUAUGUAGAGAAAAUAAUCAUCAGAAACAAAGGAUUGGACAUGGAAUAUGUGAGAAUUUUGAGAUUAGUAAAGUGUCUUGACCUGUCAAACAAUAUAAUAGCUGGUCAAAUCCCUGAAGGCAUGGGAUCUCUUUUUGGUUUGAUCAUUCUUAAUAUUUCGAGAAACCAAAUUAGUGGUGUUAUACCCAAGUCCUUGGGGAAGAUGGUACUGUUACAAUCACUUGAUCUCUCGCAUAACCAAUUGUCUGGAUAUAUUCCUAUUGAGUUGCAACUUCUCACAUUCUUGAGUUACUUGAAUCUGUCUAACAAUAAUCUUACAGGAAUGAUACCGCAAGGGGGGCAGUUAAUGACAUUUGAAGCUUCAUCCUUCCUAAAUAAUUCAAAUCUAUGCGGACUCCAACUGUACAAGCCCUGCUUGUCUUCGCCAAAGCAUGAAAGCAAGCCUGAGGGAAAAGAAGGGGUGAAUAAAAGGAGGGGAAGGGAGGGAAUUGACAGUUUCAUUGUGUUGAUGGGGAUGAGCUUUGGAAUGGGCGUGGGCAUAAUUGUAGCUCCCUUGUUGUUUCUGAAGAAACGCAGGGAAAAGUUCUUCCAUUUGUUAGACAGUAUAUUGAUUUGGGUUUUUGACAUGAUUCACUGUGACAAGUUGCAGACGGUGAAAAUUUCAGACGACGAAGACCAAGAGCUUUCCGAAGAAAGCAAGAAAUUAAUACGCUUUUGCGUACGUUGUACUCAAAUUGACAGAGAUUCUAACACUAUAGUUGAUACUGAAUGUAUAUGUUCACAAAAAUAUUAAUUAUCUUUCCGUCUAUAGAAAGAGCUCAAGAUGUAAAGGUUUAUGGUGAAAAAAAAUUAGUUAAUUAAAUGUAUUGUUACGCCUAUA